Messenger RNA from Octodon degus (degu), 3738 nucleotides. RefSeq names its product coiled-coil domain containing 68 (gene Ccdc68). Gene Ontology annotation, biological process: intracellular signal transduction. The transcript is spliced from 12 exons. NCBI's taxonomy places the organism in Eukaryota, Metazoa, Chordata, Mammalia, Rodentia, Octodontidae. Gene Ontology annotation, cellular component: intracellular anatomical structure. The record is from RefSeq and is a predicted model, not a curated record. The coding region runs from base 287 to 1294 and encodes 335 amino acids.
CCCUGUCGCCGGACUCUGCCCUAACGCACCCGGCCGGGCCGGGCCGUUGCAGCCUAGUCUGCGCGCCUGGGGACGAGCUGCACAGCCCUGCACCGACCCCGGCUUCAGAGAGCUCCGCGGAGGAGCGCCGGGACCGCGCAGGUGAGCGCUCUCCCAGGGAAAUCAACAUCUUUAGGAUGGAAACACCCUGAACUGGGAUCAAAUAGACAAAGGUUGGCGUUUUAUCUGUGUUUGUUUCACUGUGAAUGUGGCAGAUUAAUUACUUCUUUAAAAGCCAGUAUUCACAAUGGCAAUGGUAACAGUGACCACAGAAUUUCCCCCAAAGGAUAAGAGAGAAGAUAAUUCUGCUUUGUAUGAGUCUACAUCUGCUCACAUUAUUGAAGAAACUGAAUACGUGAGAAAGAUUCGAACUACUCUGGAAAAGAUCAGAAAUCAAAUGUUUAAAGAUGAAGUAGGACCCACCAGUGCAAAUCACAAUCUAGAUGCAAAGCCCUGUGGAAAUGUUCACAAUGCCUCGGAUCCUGAAAUGGACUCCUGCUCCUGCAGUUUGGAUUUGCUCAUGGAAAAAAUGAAAAGAAAAGACCUACAACUCUUAGAAAUGAACAAAGAGAAUGAAAUGUUGAAAAUCAAGCUGGAAGCCUCCAGAGAAGCAGGAGCUGCAGCUCUGAGGAACAUGGCCCAGAGAUUAUUUGAAAACUACCAAACCCAGUCCGAAGACAUGAGGAGGAAGCACAAGGACAGUGCUCACUUACUUCAGGUUAACAAGCUUGAAAAAGAACAGAAAUUGAAACAGCACGUUGAAGAUCUGAACCAAGUUGCUGAGAAACUUGAAGAAAAACACAGUCAAAUCACAAAGCUGGAGAACCUUGUACAGAGAAUGGAAAAGGAAAAGAGAACCCUGCUAGAGAGAAAACUGUCUUUGGAAAACAAGCUACUGCAACUCAAAUCCAAUGCUCCAUAUGCUAACAGUUGCCAGGAUCUUCAAAUGGAGAUUUCCAUUCUCCAGGAGCAGAUCUCCCAUCUACAGUUGGUGAUUCACUCCCAGCAUCAGAACCUGCACAGCACCAUCCAGGAGAUGGAAGGAUUAAAAAAUUCUUUAAAGGAACAAGAUAAAAGGAUUGAAAAUCUAAAAGAAAAGAUCAAAACACUUGAAGCCCAGAAUAAAGAGCUAAAAACCAAGGUGGCUCUUUGGUCUGAAACUGCCAAGAUGAAAAUAUCUAAGGCUGUCUCUACGAGUGAAUUAAAGACAGAAGGUACUUCUCCAUAUUUGAUGUUGAUUAGGCUUCGGAAAUGAACUGGAUGAAGAAGGUCUGAUUGAGAAAGUCGAUGUGGAUCUCUUGUGUUCCUUGAUGUGCAGUCUAAAUGUUCGUGCUGAAAUGACACAAUGCCUGCAUCUAAGUGGGGUUUGUUGUGCACACCAAUGGCUUUGCAAGAAGAUGACUUGUCAGAAAAUCGAAUAAUUGUAUUUGAGGGAAGAAACUUUUUUCCAAAACUUAUUAAGAGGAUGAAGAAACCAGAUGCUUAUUCAUAGAGGAAGGUGAAUUCUACUUCAAACUUAAAAAAAGAUCUGAAUUUUCUUUUAAGAAUUUUUCUACAGGAAGGCUUAAAGAUCAACAGUUUUGCUCUCAUGUUAGUAGUUUCUUAUGAGUAGAAUUGAGUGUAUAAUUGAAAUGAUAUAUAUUUUAAAUUUAUUUUUAGAAAAUAAAAUAGCUACCAUUAGAAAAAUUUAUCUCCUGGUCCAUUGUUAGUAGAAAAACAUUCUCUACAGAAUUAUAGGGAAAGGAAGGAGUAAAUUAUUUUAAGCUCACUCCAUAAGCAAUAUUGCUUUCCAAAGUUGCAAACUCUGGCUGCCUCCUGAUACCUCAGAAAUUCAUUGACUUUAGUUGUUCUGGAACAAAAAAUCUUUUUCAAGAGGCAAACCACACACAUAAUGCACAGUUCUUGUACAGCGUACUCUUGCCUUUUUGGCAGAUUUUCUCAUUGAUAUUCAUUACAGUGCUGCUACCACUACCACCAUAACGCAUAUGUAUUGUGAAUUCAAAAGGAAUGAUGCUAUUUGGAGGUGUUUGUCAUUUGUGAAAGUGUCCUUAAGUACUGGUGUAUGCUUUUAUCACAAAUGGAGUUUGUGCUUGCUAAGAGCAAAGCCAAACUCUGCCUUGUGGAAAUGCAAACAUACUGACCCUCAGGAAGCCACUCACAUCUUCGCUAAAUGAAUGAGGACAGCUCAGUCGUCCCCAGGGGAGUGUCUGUAGGCUUUGUUCAUCCUGUCUUGUAUGUAACACUAAAUAUUUUCUUGGGAAGGAUAUUUCCCUCCCAAGCCUUUUAACAUAGAAUGUAAAAAUAUCAGUGUUAUCUAUUAAAUAUCUAAAAGGAUGUAUGAGUAAGAUAAAGUAAUGUAUUUCUAAGUUCAUCCAAGUACUGUAAUCCUUGAAAGGUUGCACAAGUUUCACGCUUGAUGGUAUCUUAGCAACCUUUUUUUAUCACUUGCUAGUUUUUAGGGUAUUGUUAUCUAAUAUGUUUAUUAUCUAUAUGUUCAUACUUAUUCUAUGCCUGAAAAAUUCUAAAACCUUUACCUUUUAUUUUCUCCAAAACUUUCAGAAGCAGGCAUAACAUUACCCCUGUGUUACAGAGGAAAAUGUAAUGAGAUUAAGUAAUCUGUACAGCUGCUAGCUGUGGAUAAGGAUUUGCCCCUUUUGACCUGGCUAUCGAUGUUCAUUCUCUUUGUCCCAUUAGCCUCUCCUGUUACUGCAGAAGACAGCUUCCUCUGAUGUUUCUGAAUUACCUGUGAUAGGAACAGUACUUCCUGAUAAAGUUGGUAUUUCUUGAAAUGAGUUGACCUUUCACUUCUUAGACCACUGUCAGAAGAAUUAAGUUUAGACAAAAUCCUCUACUAAAGAAUCUGCUUGUGUUACAUUUAUUAUUCAUGACUUUAUGACACAUUGAUGAAUUUCUUUGUAUUACACUUGGAACACAGUUGUAGAUAAUUGAGAUCAUGAAGCUUUAUCAGUGCAGUAAAAGAAUUUAACUUUCACAAGGAGAUCACUUUGAUUCCUCUUAUAAGCAUUAUGCAGACUGAACUGCAUAAUGAAACUGUGUCUCAAAAAGACAAAAAAAGAAAAAGGUAAAAGAUAAUAUUCAGUUCGAUUUUGAUUUCAUUAUACUAUUUUUAAUACAGAGGUACAGUUUACCAUAAUGCUGUUAGGACCUGCUCAUCAGAACUCCAGGUUCACUGGAAUGGCCUUUGGAUUUCCUGAAAGUAGUAAUAGUUGUAGAAGACUGAGAAGAUUUAACACUUAAAUAUACAAGGGAAUCUUUAUAGGAAUGUAGCAUUUUUAUAGGCUUAUCAUUUAUUUGUCACCUUUAUUUUCUGUGUCCUGAUUGUUUUACCUUUUUAUCAUUUGAAUUAUGUUUUAAAAUAAACAUUUGCAUGACAAAGCAAAAGUUAUAAUGGAGGAAUGAAAUUCAUUCUGAAACCAGUAGUGCACAGAAAAUAUGUAAAAAAGAGCACCAGUCAUAGUUUAAAUAACCUUACUUCUACUUAUGCUAAUCAAAGCCUGAGAGAGCCUUGAAUUCACACAUGAAGUCGGGAAAUACAAACUCAGUUGUACUUUGAAUGUAUACACACACACACACACACAAUCAUGAAAUAUUUGGGCUAUAAAAAUUGAGACAGUAUAACCUUUGAAUAACUGCUUCUAAAAUACCUUGUAAUAAAAUUGAUGUUAUAGUAUAUGGUUU